GUACGAGGGGUGAUAUCAACUUCUUGAGCUCAGGCAGUUGUAGCAUGCUGUUCGCUGAUCCGGAUGAAUCGGUGAUGGUGAAACAAGGGAUAUCCACGUCAAGCAAAGCGGGUGGAAAAUGAAGAGUACUAAUCGAUUUUGUCUGUUUGUGAUAAAUAUUUUUAUUGAAACAGCCUGUGUCGGUUUUCUGUCGAGGUUAAGUUUGCAGUUGUACUACCAGAAUCAACAUCAACGUGUGGGAAUAUAAUUAUCAAUAUUUUCGAAUUAUAUGUUUAAUUCCGGAAGUAAAUUUGCAAUAAUCAUAAAGAUAUAGACUAUCAUGCAGAUUGAUAUAUUUGCCUGAACCACAUGAAGCAUGGCUUUCGUUAACUCUUAAGUCGCUGUGUUCCACCACUCGAGAUCAGAUAGCCUUCAAACUGUUCAUAAUCUGGAAAGGAAACCAAAUUAUUUGAGAGAGGAGUGUUUUAUUCUGUUGAUACCAUGAUAACACUUUUGAUUGAACCAAGGCGUUAAGGAAGCUUUGGAUUUUUUGUUAACACAAUGAAUUGAAUGUACGUGUUUCUAUCAGGAUACUUAACAAAGAUCGUGGUAAUGGCUAAAUCUUAACACAAUUUCAAGACACUAUUUAAUGUUAAAUAUUGAAAUAUAUAAAGAUUCAUUUAUAGGGUUACAAUAGUUGAUCAUGCAAACCUCAUAAAAAUGUCAACCUCAACCACUACAAUGUAUAAUCAAACCGGAUCAAUACAAAGCAAUGCAACAUUUCUGCUCAUCGAAAACGAAAACGAUCAACAAAGGGUAUUAUAUCUUCCAACAUUGGUAAUUCUUGUAAUCUUAAUGAUGAUUGGUUUGCUUGGGAACGCGUGCGUAGUUGUGGUCUACAAACUGAAGUUCAAAAGGUCAAGUGCCAGGGUGUACAUUAUAUCCCUGGCCUUGGCGGAUAUGUCAGUGUGUUUAGUGGGUUUACCGUACCACAUCAUAGAUCUGACGUAUCCUUUUAAUUACCAAAGUUUUGUAACAUGUAAGAUUUUAAGCUUUCUAAUAAGUUCAUGUACUUUAAGCUCGAUAUUAAUAUUACUUGUAGUUGGAUUGGACCGUUAUUUGAAAGUGUGUCGUCCAUUGAAAAAGCAAAUUGUAGAUUUUGGAGACAGAAAAGCGUGUGUAAUUGCCGCAAUCAUAGCAAUGAUUUUCUCCUUGCCGUAUGCGUUCAUUUAUGGCAACAGUUCGGUUCAAAUGAGCGUGAACGGCUAUAACAUAACCGGAAGUGAAUGCUUCAUUGACGACGCGUACAGUGAAUCUGAAGAAUCCGUUUUGGGGAUUGGAUAUCUCAGUUUUAUUAUCCUCCUCUUCGUUCUUUCGGUUCUUUAUCUGCUCGUGAUGUAUGGUCUAAUAUUUCGCACUAUUCGAAGAAUGGACGAUGUGAAUAUUACUCUUCAUAGAGCGAAAGACAGUUGUUGCUGUAGAGUAUACUCGGAAAGCAUCGAUGACCCAGAUGAAAAUGCGGAUGACGAAUGUGUGGCAAAAAUAGAAACAGUUCAUGUUGAAACGCAGUUGUUACCAACAUAUAAUGAUACAGAUAAUGAUUUGAAGGCGGCCACUGUUACGUCUGCAAGGUCUGUUGAAUAUAAAGCUGCGGAUGACGAAUGUGGGACAACAAUAGAAACAGUUCAUGAUGAUUCCCAUGUGGUACCGACAUAUGCUCCUACAAAUAAUGAUGUGAACGCUUUAUCAAAGAAGGAGGCCUUGGUUACGACUGGAAGCACCGUUGAACAGAGAUUUGCGUUACAGUAUGUUGAACGGCGAUUAAAAAAAUCUAAAAUCAGUAAGACCACGUCAAAUGCCCUUAUCCGCCAUACUAUAUCAGGAACAAAGGGCAAAGAGAAACAUACACGAAAAAUUACUCUUAUGAUGCUAACGAUAACGAUAGUUUUUAUUGUCACAUAUUUACCGUUUAUAGCAAUCUCUAUGGUGGACGCAAUCGAUGAUGACUUUUGGAAUGCUUUGUCGGACUUUGAAGUCGUGUUCUAUGAUCUGAUCCUAAGAAUUUAUCUUCUAAAUAAUAUCGCCAAUCCGAUCAUCUACAGUUUCAUGGACGUGAAAUUUAGAAGAGAGGUCGUUAAAAUAUUAAAAGGGAUUUUCGGGUGUACCGUAUGCGAUAAAUCGCAUCAACAAGGGUCUGAACAGAGCUCAAGUAACAGUCCCCAAAAUACAACAACUUUCAUUUUGAAAUAGUGCUGUAACCUGUGUGUUUCAAUAUCGUGUAAAUAUCUACCGACUACAGUAUUUGACGUUGACAAUACAUUUAUUUACAUAUAGCAUGAUGCAAUUACGUAUUCUUAUAUGCUAGUCUGAUUCAUUAUGCAGAUAAUUAUCGUAUUGUAAUUUCAUUAAGUUAUUAUAUGGUUGUAGUGAAUGUAUGCAAUCAAAUAGUGGGUAUAAUACGUGUACAAAUAUUAUUUUUACAGUAUCACGAGCCUCGCUUGUUUUAACAAGCUCUAAAACUUGUAAAUAGAUAAUAAUAAGUUUGGACGCUU
Molecule: messenger RNA, 2531 nt
Organism: Dreissena polymorpha
Lineage: Eukaryota; Metazoa; Mollusca; Bivalvia; Myida; Dreissenidae
Product: D(2) dopamine receptor A-like
Exons: 2
Coding region: 700-2229 (509 amino acids)
Biological process (GO): G protein-coupled receptor signaling pathway
Cellular component (GO): membrane
Molecular function (GO): G protein-coupled receptor activity
Source: RefSeq, a predicted model, not a curated record